AUGUUUCGAAAACGUCAACAUACUCAAUCUCUAGUACGACAUAAAAAGUUAAAUGAAAUAAAUAAAAAUAAAGAACAAUAUAUUAAAGCAUGUUUUCAUGAAUUACCAUCAUGGGUACUUUUUCCUGACAUAGAACGAGCAGAAUGGAUAAAUCGAAUAAUAAAACAAGCCUGGCCAUAUGCAAAUCGAUAUCUUGAUCAAGCUGUUUUUUCUGAUGUACUUGUUCGAUUAGUUCGUGGAGCAUCAUCAACUUUAGCAGAUUUUUCAUUUGAAAAACUUGAUCUUGGAGAAAUCCCACCUAGAAUUGAAGGUAUUAAAGUUUAUACAGACAAUGUUCGUGAUCAAAUUAUUAUGGAUAUUGAAGCUAUUUAUACUGGUGAUGCAAUUAUUAAAGCAAAGUUGAAAGGCAUUGUGUGUGGAAUUAAAAAUAUACAGUUUGUUGGUGAUAUUCGAAUUAUUUUAAGUCCUUUAAUUAAUACAAUUCCAUUAGUGGGUGCAGUAACAUUUUUUUUCUUGAAAAAGCCUAGUAUUGAUUUUCAAUUAACCGAUGCCGGAACAUUAGUUGAUAUACCUGGUCUUCAUGACUUAUUACUUGUUCAAAUCAAUGAUAUUAUAGCAUCAAUGAUGGUUUUACCUAAUAGACAAGUUCUUCCAUUUGUUAAAGAUAUACCAAUCGGAUACUUAAGAUGUUCUAAUCUUCAAAGUGUUGUGCGAGCUUUUAUUUUAGAAGCAAAAGAUUUAAUUAAUGCAGAUCUUGUAGGAAAAAGUGACCCAUAUGUUAAAGUUAAAGUACCAGGUAGUAUUGAAUAUAGAACAAAAAUAAUUGAUAAUGCACUGAAUCCCAAAUGGAAUGAAACAUUUGAAUUUGUUGUUAAACAAUACGAAAGUGAUUCUAUUGAAUUUGAAAUAUAUGAUCAAGAUGUUGGUAAAGAUGAUUUUAUCGGACGAGCUCAACUUCGUCUUAACACAUUGGUUAACGAUGAUCAUAUUAAUACUUGGUUAACAUUACAGGAUGUAAAAAAAGGUUCAUUAAAUGUUAGUUUACAAUAUUUUUCAUUAGCAAAACAAAAAUCUGCUCUUGAAAUGAUUGAAAGAAAAAAUAAUGAAAUGAUAAAAGGAGAAAAAUUAUCAAAAGCUUUACUUGUUUGUUAUAUUGAUCGAUGUCUUAAUCUUCCUCGAUCAAAAAGAAGAAGUCAAGAACCAAAUCCAUUUUGUCGAGUUAAAGUUGAAAGUACUGAAAUUAAAACUCAAACAUUUGAAAGUCAAACAAAUCCACAAUUUGAACAUACAUCACAAAUUUUAUGUAUAAAUCCUCUUCAUGAAAAAUUAAAAAUUGAUGUAUGUAAUGCACAAAGUAAAAAUGAAGUAAUUGCAUAUUUUGAAAUGCCAAUAAAACAAGUCUAUGAUACUGAUACAAUGACUAUCGAUACCCAAUCAUAUCCAUUGAAAAGUGUAUCUGGACCAUUAGAUAGAACAGAAAUUAUUCUUCGAUUAUCACUUUUCAUUUUAUCUCCUGGCCAUUCAAGUGAAUCUCGUUUAAGUUCAUCACCACAAACACCAUCUGCUACGCCAUCAACAUGA
Rotaria sp. Silwood1 is the source of this 1581-nucleotide messenger RNA. The record is from the annotation of a GenBank genome assembly. NCBI's taxonomy places the organism in Eukaryota, Metazoa, Rotifera, Eurotatoria, Philodinida, Philodinidae.